This is a messenger RNA of Lotus japonicus, 973 nucleotides long. RefSeq lists its product as uncharacterized. The transcript is spliced from 5 exons. Bases 57 to 656 code for a protein of 199 amino acids. Lineage: Eukaryota; Viridiplantae; Streptophyta; Magnoliopsida; Fabales; Fabaceae. The record is from RefSeq and is a predicted model, not a curated record.
ACCAAAACGAGGGAAAGCAGAAAAGAUUGAGCAUUAGCAGAAAAACAGAAGGAAAAAUGGCGUGCAGGAGAAUGCUUCGUUAUUCCACCAUUCUCACAGAACCCCUUCUACUCUGUCCUUCCAAUUUGAAUUUCAAUCACCACUAUCACAUUCACAUAGCCUCACGCAAAUGCAAUAACCUCAAAUCCAUUACCAUUAAGCCUCGCCAAUUUCAUUCUCCGAAACCACCCAUUGCUUGCUCUUCCAUUGAAACGACGCCGCAUCACGACGCCGACGACCAGGAUCCUCCUCAGGAAACCGUGUUGAAAGCCAUUUCAGAGGUUUCCAAGAGUGAAGGGAGGGUUGGUGGAGGCACUGUGGCUGAUGAUUCAACUAAGGAAUGGAUGGCAUUGGACCAGAAGGUGAACACGUACCCGACGGUUCGAGGAUUUACUGCAAUAGGAACUGGAGGUCAAGAUUUUGUGCAAGCCAUGCUUGUUGCUGUGGAAUCUGUCAUCCAACAACCUAUUCCUCAGGGACAAGUGAAGCAGAAAUUAUCAUCAGGGGGCAAAUAUGUAUCUGUAAAUAUUGGUCCCAUUGAAGUUGUUUCCUUUGAACAGGUCCAAGCUGUGUAUAAUGCCAUGAGGAGGGAUGGCCGGAUUAAAUAUUUUUUAUAAUCUGUCUCAUUAUUUUGUAUAGAAUGCUGGGUUUGCAAGGCAUGUACAAACAUGCCUGCUUUUUACUAGUUAGCUAAUUUUGUCUUUGAUUAACCUGUGAUAUAUCUUAUCAGAGUAAUCACGGUGCAAUUUUGAUUUCUUCUGUAUUCCCUGAAGAUUUAUCCGUAUGAUUUGUAACUAACAUAUAAUAUAAUAGACAUUGUUUGGUUUAUUUCAAUCUUAAAAGGGAUCAGGGAAACAAUUUUGUAGUGUAUGUAGUUGAAGGGUGAGUUAUAUAUGUCUUAAUUGUUGCUUUGAGAGCAGACUGAUUUAGUUUU